This is a messenger RNA of Cucumis sativus (cucumber), 2494 nucleotides long. Its product is annotated as cyclic nucleotide-gated ion channel 1. Gene Ontology annotation, cellular component: membrane. The transcript is spliced from 9 exons. Gene Ontology annotation, biological process: monoatomic ion transport; transmembrane transport. NCBI's taxonomy places the organism in Eukaryota, Viridiplantae, Streptophyta, Magnoliopsida, Cucurbitales, Cucurbitaceae. The record is from RefSeq and is a predicted model, not a curated record. Bases 141 to 2261 code for a protein of 706 amino acids. Gene Ontology annotation, molecular function: monoatomic ion channel activity.
UUCUUUACCAGAUGAUUGAAGGAAUUUGGAGUCAUUCCUUUCAGCCCUGCUAGUUCUCAUUCAACAACCUAUCCAAAGAAAGCUAUGCAGUACAGAUAGUGCUACCAGAGGUACAUUUUAGCCCCACCUUUUGGAUAGUUAUGUCCAAGUGUAUGGGUUCUCAGAUGCCAAAAUCUGUGAGAUUUGGAGGUUACCCAUACAAAAGCAGACUGUCUCCAGGGUCAAUAUUGGAAAGCAUAGAGACAAGAUUUUCAAGUAUUUCUGAUUGGUUUAGAAGAAUAAUUACAAUCUUAGGCUUCAAGCAUUCAGGUGAUCAGUCAGCAAAGAAACCAAAAUUUUGGAAGAAAAUUCUUGAUCCACAUAAGCAAUUUCUUCAGCAAUGGAACAAGAUAUUUGUGCUCUCCUCUGUCAUAGCAGUAGCUGUGGAUCCUCUCUUCUUUUACGUCCCAGUGCUCGAUGGAAAAGAUCAAUGCCUAACCAUGGACCGACAACUUAUGAUCAUUGCUUGUGUUCUUCGUUCAUUCAUCGACUUAUUUUAUCUACUCCACAUGAUCUUUGAAUUUCGAACCGGUUAUCUCCCCCCAUCUUUACCGGUUUUUGGAACUGGUGAAUUAAUCAAAGAUCCAGCAAAAAUAGCAAAGAAAUAUCUUUUCUCAAACUUCUUGAUCGAUUUCUUAUCCAUUAUCCCAUUACCUCAGCUUUUGGUAUUAGUAAUCAUACCUGCAGCGAAAGGCCCUAUUCCCUUGAAAACGAAGGAUGCCAUGAAAAUGGCAAUUCUUUUGCAAUAUAUUCCAAGACUUCUCCGAAUAUAUCCACUAUACAGAGAAGUAACCAGAACUUCUGGCAUACUGACAGAAACAGCUUGGAGUGGAGCUGCCUUCAAUCUCCUCAUUUAUAUGCUAGCUAGUCAUGUAGUUGGUGCCGUUUGGUAUUUGUUAUCAAUAGAACGACAAGCCAAAUGCUGGAUCCAAGCAUGCAAGGAAGAUGACAUUAACUGUACUGGAGAGUUUUUGUACUGUGGAACUCAUAAAAGGAAUGCGUACCCAUCUAUAAACAAGACUUGCUUUCCUAAAGAGUCUGAGGACGGAAAAGACGGCUUUGAGUUUGGGAUAUAUGCUGAAGCCCUUAAGUUUAACUUAACCGAUACUAUGAGUUUUCGCCGUAAAUUCUGCUAUUCCUUUUGGUGGGCUCUACGAAAUGUUGGCUCUAGUGGACAAAAUCUUGAAGUAAGCCAUUUCAUGGGAGAGGUUUUUUUUGCUGUCUUCAUUGCCAUCCUUGGUUUGGUUUUAUUCGCGUUUCUCAUUAGCAAUAUUCAGAAAUAUCUGCAGUCAGCAACUGUUAAAAUAGAGCAGAUGAGAAUUAACCGAAGAGAUGCUGAGCAUUGGAUGGCACACCGUAUGCUCCCAGACGAGUUGAGGUAUCGUAUUCGACGAUAUGAUCAGUACAAAUGGCAGCUAAAUAGAGGAGUUAAGGAAGAGGAACUCAUCAGUAACUUUCCUAAAGACCUCAGAAGAGACAUCAAACGCCACCUUUGCUUGGCCCAUCUUAAGAAAGUGCCACUUUUUAGCAGCAUGGAUAAACAACUGUUGGACGCAAUGUGCGAAUAUCUUAGGCCAGUGUUAUUCACAGAGAAGAGCUUCAUUAUGCAAGAGGGUGACCCAAUUGAUAUGAUGCUAUUUAUCAUGAAAGGAAAGAUGGCUACCAUUAUUGGUUGUGAUUGGAAAAACGACCUGUACUCGGACACUCUUAAUGCUGGCGAUUUCUGUGGUGAAGAGCUAGUUCAUUGGGCAAUGGAUCCCACCACUAACCCUUCUUCUCUUCCCAUUUCAAAAAGAACAGUUGAAACUCUAACUGAGGUUGAAGCCUUUGCUCUAAAGGCUAAUGAGCUGAAAUUUGUAACCAGUCAGUUCCACUCCCAGCAACUCAAUAGCAAGUACUUCCAAUUCUCAGUGAGGUUCUACUCUCAUCAAUGGAAAGUUUGGGCAGCCUACAAAAUACAAGAAGCUUGGCACGAUUACCGCGAAAGAAAGCGGAGGGGGGGUGGAGAAGGUAGAUUUCAAGAUGCAUUGGCUGAAAUAGUUGGCCCCUGGACGAGCUUUAACGCCACCCUAUAUGCAUCCAUAUUCAUAUCCCAUCUACUGCAGGUGGUGCAGAGAAAUCCCCAGCACACUCCCCAAUUCACACGAGUGAUGACUCUACCGCCACCCCCGAAGCCAGAAGAUGAGCAAAACAACCCAAACUUCACCAUCUUGGAUCAUUAAAAUAAACUGUUUCAAGCUCUUUAAUCUUCUAUAAACUGAGUUUUAGGUGCAUGGCUUCUCUGUGUGAUAUGUGAAUCAUGUAUGAUAAUCAACAAAAUGCUUUUCCUCUCGCUUGGUUUCAUGUUUCAUUUUCUUUUCCUUACUCUACUAAGUUCAUUCACUAAAUCGGAACUUAAUGAAGCAUCAUCAACAAAUUCCAUUUCAAGUAAAGUUUUCCAGUUUUCUGUUUGAUA